Messenger RNA from Sarcophilus harrisii (Tasmanian devil), 3983 nucleotides. RefSeq names its product calcium/calmodulin dependent protein kinase II gamma (gene CAMK2G). The record is from RefSeq and is a predicted model, not a curated record. Gene Ontology annotation, cellular component: neuron projection; cytoplasm. Gene Ontology annotation, molecular function: calcium/calmodulin-dependent protein kinase activity; ATP binding; calmodulin binding. NCBI's taxonomy places the organism in Eukaryota, Metazoa, Chordata, Mammalia, Dasyuromorphia, Dasyuridae. The coding region runs from base 16 to 2085 and encodes 689 amino acids. Gene Ontology annotation, biological process: protein phosphorylation. The transcript is spliced from 24 exons.
UUCCCUCCUCUUAGAAUGAGGCAGGUCUGGCCAGAUGAGAGCUCUGGGUCCCUUCCUGGCUCUCGCCACUCCGGGGCGUUCCCGGCUAACCCUCCCCUUGGCUCUGAGUUCCAGGGAUCAUCUCCUGGAGCCAAGAACCGUUCCCUGCAGGUCCCUAACUCGGGCCUUACUGUCCCAAGAUCACGGCCCUGCCUCGGAGUCCGAGGGGACCUCGCGGGAGCCAAGACCCUUAGGGGCGCCUUCUCUGUGGUCCGAAGAUGCGUUAAGAAAACCUCCACUCAGGAGUAUGCAGCAAAAAUUAUUAACACCAAGAAACUGUCAGCCCGAGAUCACCAGAAGUUAGAACGGGAGGCCCGAAUAUGCCGGCUCUUGAAACACCCAAACAUUGUGCGCCUCCAUGACAGUAUUUCUGAAGAAGGUUUCCACUACCUCGUCUUUGACCUCGUUACCGGCGGGGAGCUGUUUGAAGACAUUGUAGCCAGAGAGUACUACAGUGAAGCCGAUGCCAGCCACUGUAUUCAUCAGAUCCUAGAGAGCGUCAACCACAUCCACCAGCAUGACAUCGUGCAUCGUGACCUCAAGCCCGAGAACCUUCUGCUGGCGAGUAAAUGCAAGGGUGCUGCUGUCAAACUGGCUGACUUUGGACUGGCCAUUGAGGUGCAGGGAGAUCAGCAGGCUUGGUUCGGCUUUGCUGGAACACCAGGGUAUCUGUCCCCUGAAGUCUUGAGGAAAGAUCCCUAUGGAAAACCUGUGGAUAUCUGGGCCUGUGGUGUGAUCUUGUACAUACUUCUGGUGGGAUACCCUCCCUUCUGGGAUGAGGAUCAGCACAAACUGUAUCAGCAGAUCAAAGCUGGAGCCUAUGACUUUCCAUCGCCAGAGUGGGACACUGUGACUCCCGAAGCCAAGAAUUUAAUCAACCAGAUGCUGACGAUAAACCCUGCCAAGCGUAUCACAGCUGACCAAGCACUGAAGCACCCGUGGGUCUGCCAACGCUCUACAGUGGCCUCCAUGAUGCACCGGCAGGAGACUGUGGAAUGCUUGCGAAAGUUCAAUGCCCGGAGAAAGCUGAAGGGUGCCAUCCUCACAACAAUGUUGGUUUCCAGGAAUUUUUCAGUUGGCAGGCAGAGCUCCGCCCCCGCCUUGGCCGCCGUGAGCGCCGCCGGCCUGGCCGGGCAAGCUGCCAAAAGCCUCUUGAACAAGAAGUCAGAUGGAGGUGUGAAGAAAAGGAAGUCGAGUUCCAGCGUGCACCUGAUGAGCAACAACAAAAACAGUCUCGUAAGCCCAGUCCAAGAGCCUGCGCCAUUGCAGACAGCCAUGGUACCUCCUGACUCCGGCUUCUCACCCGCCUCUGCCUCUGCCUCCCCUCCCCCCUCCUGCCUCCCCCACGGGGAACCCCAAACCACCGUGGUACACAAUGCAACAGACGGGAUCAAGGGCUCCACAGAAAGCUGCAAUACGACCACUGAAGAUGACGAUCUCAAAGCUGCCCAGCUCCGCACUGGGGACCGCAGCAGCUUGGGGUCUGACGGACGGAGCCCCCGGGACAGAACAGCCCCCUCAGCAGGCAUGCAGCCCCAGCCUUCUCUCGGCUCCUCAGCCAUUCGAAAACAAGAGAUCAUUAAGAUCACGGAGCAGCUGAUUGAAGCCAUCAACAACGGGGACUUUGAUGCCUACACGAAGAUCUGCGAUCCGGGUCUUACCUCCUUCGAGCCUGAGGCACUCGGCAACCUGGUAGAGGGGAUGGACUUCCAUAAAUUUUACUUUGAGAAUCCCCAGUCCUGUUCUGAUGCCAUCACUCAUCCAUCUCCAUAUCAGUUUCCAUCCCCGUCCCCAGUAUUCCAGCUGUGCAAAGUCCUGUCUAAGAACAGCAAGCCCAUCCACACCACCAUCCUGAACCCCCACGUGCACGUCAUUGGCGAGGACGCGGCCUGCAUUGCCUACAUCCGCCUUACCCAGUACAUCGACGGCCAGGGCCGGCCUCGCACCAGCCAGUCUGAGGAGACCAGGGUCUGGCACCGCCGGGAUGGCAAGUGGCUCAACGUGCACUACCACUGCUCGGGGGCCCCCGCUGCCCCGCUGCAAUGAGCUCCCAAGCAGCGGUGUUAGGAGAUUCCCAGCCAGAGGUCAAACCUUCGAAGCCAGCGGCUCUGGAGGGCCUGAGUGACAGCAGCAGUCAUGUUCGUUUGAGGUUUAAAAACAAUUAAAAUUACAAAGCGGCAGCAACCAAUGCACGCCCCUGCAUGCAGCCCGCCCGCCCGUCGUGUCUGUCUCUGCUGUACCGAGGUGUUUUUUACAUUUAAAAAAAAAAAAAAGAAAAAGAAAAAAAGAUUGUUUUAAAAAAAAAAAAAGGAAUCCAUACCGCUGAUCAUGUUUUAAAACCAUCUGCAGCCCCCCCUGGGCUGGCGAGAGGACAGGAGUUUGAGCAGCAGGCUCAUCUACCUGGCAGUGAGUACACCCAGUUUUGCAGCCCUCAUGGACUCUGGAGGGGCCAGGCAGGAACUCUUGACACUGACCCUGCUGGAGGCCACAAAAGCCUCCUUUUGUGCGGGGUCCCCCAGAUCUCUGCAGCCCCCGAGGUGGCUAUGGACUUGUCCAGAGUCUGCACGGGAGCCCGGAAGGAGGGCCAGAGCAGCAACAGGUCGUGAGAAGGCUGAUGCUUGGAGCGCCUUUUCCCUUCCCUGGUGGGGGGGCAUGGUCCCCAGGCAGCUACCGAGGCAAGACAGCACUGAGGCAUGGCUCCGAGAUGGAGAAAGCUCGUGGCUGGGAUUUCACUGUACUGUUCCACUUAGUGUAGAUGGGAGACUUGGUGCUGCAGAAACUCGCCCACUAGGAAGCAGGCAGAAACCUGAUGUUAGUUUGACACAUACUUCCCUCGUCCAUCCGUUUCUCCAGGAUGCACGACCGAGCGUGGGUCUGGGUAGCAAGGCCUGGGCCCAGGAAGGGGCAGGGGCUGCCGCUUUGCUUGUUUGUUCUCGUGUGACUCGGCCUGGACAGAGCCAGGCCCGGGGUCCUGGGGCCUGCCACUCCCGCUGUAGCCUGGGCACUUUGUUUCUGUGCUGAUUUCAGUCGUCUUUGUCUUGCUUUCCUCCCCGCCCCCCCCCCCCCGCCCCCCAGUUGAUGGCCCCAAUUCCAACUCUCCCCUGGGCCUGGGGCUGCUGUGGAGUGAGUGCCCUAUAGGAAUGGGAGAGGUGGGACCAUCGCUCUCAUUUUCUCUCCUUGGUUGGCUUGUCUGAAUCUUGCUAGGUGCCCCUAUUUCAAGAGGUCUCUCUGCUGACCAACAGAGGCUCAGAAUCACUGCUGGAGAGUCUGCAUGGGCCUUCACCUUCCUCUACCCUGCAUGCACCCCAAAAAAGGAGGUGCCCAGGGCCACGGCUCCCCUUCAAUCAGUUUUCCUUCCUGUUCCCUGGGGGUUUGGCUACCACAAGGGAGGGAAGGCAGGAAGAAGGAAAGGAGCUUGAGGGCAGCUUGGCCGGCCAUAGGCAGGGAAGGUGGCCAGGCCCCAGGUCUCCAGAGUGCCUUCGGAGCAUGAAGCUAGAGCGGGGAGGGGCCGUGUGCGAUCUUCGGUUGGCCGGUGGAGCCCCAUGUGCAUGCCCACCCCCUGGGCCCAGGCCCCUCUCCUGCCCCAUACUCUGCAUCGCCAGCACGCAGACAACUUCACAACAUGGUUUGGUUUUGCAGUCUUUUGAGACAAAUGGUCUUUGAAACCCAUAGCUUGAUAUCGGCUGCUCGAGCCCCACCUCUCCUUAGCAUUCUUACUCUCUCCCGGGGCUAACGUCAGCAUCUAUAGAAUUUAGAUUAUUAAAAAAAAAAACCACCUUUUAAACAGGAAAUGGAAGGCAUUUGAUGCAGAAUUUUUGCAUGAUGACAUAGAAAUAAUUUAAAAACUAGCUAGUGUUUGUUCUGAAUGUUGGUAGACCCUUCAUAGCUUUGUUACAACGAAACCUUGAACUGAAGAUAUUUAAUAAAAUAACAUUUAAACGGUC